Messenger RNA from Triticum urartu, 420 nucleotides. The record is from RefSeq and is a predicted model, not a curated record. NCBI's taxonomy places the organism in Eukaryota, Viridiplantae, Streptophyta, Magnoliopsida, Poales, Poaceae.
AUGGCGAGAAAGAACGAUUGCGAAAAAAAAAUCAAUGGUCUACAGGAUCAGCUCAUGGGACUUGAGGCAAGUCUGGCAGAAGCUCUGUCCACUAUCGAAGCUAUUGAGGCUAAUAUUGACAUGAUGGGAAAAAAGAACCUAGACGAAGCUAUCAUGUGGUACAAUAAAUUUCUCGGUUUUGAAGUUUUUGCAGGAGAAGGGGUUAGAUUUGUCUUCAAUAAAGUUGGCAUGCAAAGAAGGCGGGCCUGUAGCCUGCUGGUCCUGCACUUCAUUGAAGUUCUCAUUUUCUUUGUAACAGUAAUUCAGUGUAUUCCAUUGCUUGAAGACACUGAAGAAUUGUUGAAGGACCGCACUAAUGAUCUCUUCAAGUUUGUUAGAAACACGAGAGCAAGAUUCCAGCUGCUACCAUUAAAGAAAUGA